AUGCAGUCCCCUGCUGAUAAACAGGUUAUUACCCCCUCCACCUCUGCUAAGCCCAGCAAACACGGUACAACAGUUCUGUCUACAGGCACUGCUGCCACUGGGGGCGUUGAGGAAGCAUCCCAGAAGCACGCAAACUCAGAAGAGUUGCAGGCGCUCCUGGAUGCUACAAUGAGUAGGUCAGUUACACAGGCCAUUUUUAACGCCAUGGGAGUGAUGUCAGACACCCUGUCACACUCUAUCUCAUCCGCUAUCAUGGCAUCCAGCCAAACCCCCGGCUCAGCACCCCCUAUACCCUCGGAUAGCAAGUUAAUGGUACCAAGCAGCCGCAAGGCUUCAUGCAAAUCGCACCAUCUACCAGGUGCUGCCUCCAAAACCAGUAUGACGGACAGGUUGCGCCCUGUUGAGACUGAGGACGUGGUGCUCCUACGUAAAAGAGCCCCCUGCCGGGCAAAAGUGGUGCGGAAUUGGAAGAGGGCAAAAGCCCUACCUGAUUCGGACUCAGAGGAGGUUUUAGAUGGGUCCGAUGCCAUCGACCCAGUUUAUUCAGAUAACUUGUCCCCCAAAUACAGCGAGAAUGCACCUCCAGCGAUAAGACGCUGA
Pelobates cultripes (western spadefoot toad) is the source of this 600-nucleotide messenger RNA. NCBI's taxonomy places the organism in Eukaryota, Metazoa, Chordata, Amphibia, Anura, Pelobatidae. The record is from the annotation of a GenBank genome assembly.